Messenger RNA from Emiliania huxleyi CCMP1516, 546 nucleotides. RefSeq lists its product as hypothetical. Bases 1 to 546 code for a protein of 181 amino acids. Lineage: Eukaryota; Haptophyta; Isochrysidales; Noelaerhabdaceae. The record is from RefSeq and is a predicted model, not a curated record. The transcript is spliced from 4 exons.
AUGUCCGUCGAGGUCUCCGAGGGCGACAAGGCGGCGCUCGCGGAGAUGGUCGCCGCCGACGCCGCCUUCCUCGCCGAGCAAGGCGCGCUCGGCCCUGCUCCCCACCCCCCGGCACGAGGACUAGUGAACUCAACAGGCGCGCUCGACUACUCGCUGCUCGUCGGCAUCCACCGCGUCGAUGGCAGCGGCGGCCGGCUGGCGGCGCUGCUCGAGCAGGGCGGCGUUGCGUCGACGGACCGCCAGUGCGUCUACUUUUUCGGCAUAAUCGACGUGCUCGAGCGCCACUCGCUCCGCUGGAAGUACGCGGACCGCUUCUGCACCUUCAUCGCCUCGGAGGCGCGGAUCGAAGGCGAGCACGCGGACCACCUGCGGCGCAUCUCCGAGCUAGAGCAGUCGCUCGUCCGAGCGAGGCACGACGCCGCCGCCGCCAUCGCGCGCGCGACGGGGGCGGCCGAGCUGCCAAGGCCGCCCGAGGCGGAGCGUCCGCCCGAGGUUGCGCCGCCGUCGACGCCGCCGAGGAGGCUGGGGGCGGAAGGAGCAGGAUAG